AUGCUCUCUCGACAAGUUCUCCGUGCCGCCCGCACCGCGGCUCCCCGGCGGGCCGCGACUCUGCACGCAGCCCCCGUGCGGUGCUUUGCUGCCGCUGCCACUGCCGCUGCCGAAAGCCAACCCCCGAUUGCAGUGUUCGGCCUCGAUGGCACGUAUGCCUCUGCUCUGUACACCGCCGCGGCCAAAUCCUCCACGCUCGAUGCCACCGCCAAGGCCCUCGGCAACCUCAACGCCCUCGUCGACAGGGACGCCAAGCUGUCCAAGAUCCUGGCCGCUCCCGCCCUCGCCGCCGAGGACAAGGCCGCCGUCGUCGCCGAGCUGGCCAGGCAGGCCGGCGCCGGCGGCGACACCGUCAGGAACUUCCUCGACGCGCUCGCCGAGAACAACCGCCUCGCUCUCCUAAAGGGCGUCUGCGACAAGUUCGCCGCCAUCAUGAGCGCCGCCCGCGGCGAGCUCGAGCUCAAGGUCACCAGCGCCCAGCCCCUCGACGGCAAGACGCUCGCCCGCCUCGAGACCGCCGUCUCCAAGUCCCCGUACGUCGGGCAGGGCAAGAAGCUCAAGGUCACCAACCAGGUCAACUCGGACAUCAUCGGCGGCCUCGUCGUCGAGGUCGGCGACCGCACCAUCGACCUGAGCGUUUCUUCGCGCAUCGCCAAGAUGAACAAGCUCCUCACCGACACUCUGUAG
Molecule: messenger RNA, 687 nt
Organism: Metarhizium album ARSEF 1941
Lineage: Eukaryota; Fungi; Ascomycota; Sordariomycetes; Hypocreales; Clavicipitaceae
Product: ATP synthase subunit 5
Exons: 3
Coding region: 1-687 (228 amino acids)
Biological process (GO): proton motive force-driven mitochondrial ATP synthesis
Cellular component (GO): membrane
Molecular function (GO): proton-transporting ATP synthase activity, rotational mechanism
Source: RefSeq, a predicted model, not a curated record